CGCACGUCAACAAACAUACAGACUGGUUGCAUAGGACUCCCUUGAUUCCGUUUCUUCCUCUGGACGGUGACCACAUGCGGCCAUGAUACCUCGCACUCCACAGGGUCCUGGCAGUGACCACGCUCCAUCUGGCCCUGGAUCACGGCGAGGGUCUGGGUCGAGCAACAGCAACAGUUUUCGACUGUCCACCUCCAGCCUGCCCAGGCCACAUACCUCCCUUCGAGAAUCCAGGCUGAAUGCUAUACGCGGCAGUAGCAACCAGCCGUCCUACAACCUCGUCGCUCAACAAGGCAAAGAGCACCCCCAGUCGCAAUCGCGCUCCAGGUCCAUGUCCCAGCCGCGACAGUCACCCACCUCCCCCACAUUUCCACGCGCCGCCUCGCACGAAUCUUCUAAGGAAAACGUCGCGCCUGCGGAUGCAGACGAGUAUGAGGCCCAGAGGCGCCAGAUAGAACAGCUGAAAGCUGACCUCGGCACCCUUCGCUACACCAUCACCACCGCCGAAGCCGACCAGGAGAUCACCCGCGUCCGACAGGAGAAUGAGCUUCGAAAGGCAAGGGCACUGGCCGAUGCCGAGUUCAAGAAGAAGCAAGCGGCAGAGACUGAAGCGCACGCCGCUCUGAGGCAUGUCGAACGUCUACAACAAGAACUGCAGGAGAUCCGCGAAUCCCAGCAUGGCCAGCAGGCGGAGACGGAGAAGCGCGCAAAGGCGGCUGAGGAAGAGGCCAGGCUUCUGAGGGAGCAGAUUGAGGAUCUCCAUGCUGCCAGAGAUGAAGAGUCCCGGUUACAAGAGAGAAAGGUCGCAGAUUUACAAACCCAGAUCCAGACAGCGAGUAACCAAAUCGCGAAAUUGGAGCAGGAUGCCCAAGCAAGGGAAGAUGCCCUGCGAAGUUCUCAAGAGCAGCUGGCGGGCAAGGAUGGUUCUAUCGAGCAGCUGGAGACUGAGGUCUUACGGCUCAAGGCUCAUACCGGCGAUGCAGACACCAUGGCGAUCAUACGGAGAGAACUGUCUGAGCAGGUCCAGCACAUCCGCCACCUCGAGGCGACAAACGAAAAGCAACUGGCCGAGCUCAAGCGCCUCCGACAGAACCACAAGGCCGUGGAGAUCGUAGAGGAGGAAAAGGCCUCCCUUUUGAGAAAGCUAGACGCGGCUGAGGAGAUGAGGGCCGAGCUUGGCGAGGAGCGGAGACAGAGAGAACGUUUGGAGGCUGAGCGUCUGGCCUGGGCUGCGUAUCUAGAUCAUGAGGGCCAGGCUGAGUUCGACUCGCCUGAGGCAAUGGCUCGAGCGCUGGUGCAGGAACGCUUCAACUCGGCGUCGCUCCUGGAGAAACUCGGCUCGAUACAGCCGCAGGUCGCGGAGAGAGACGCCCUCAUCAAAGAUCUCGAGGAUGAGAAAGCCAGCCUGGCCACCCAGCUUGAGCAUCUUAAAUCGAAUCCAGUCAAUGCCACAUCGGACAAGGCACGCCAAAGAUUUGAUCGCCAACGCGUCCUGGCCGAGAAGGAGGUCGAGUUCCUGCGGGCGCAGCUCAAGUCGUACGACAACGAGGACAUGACGCUCCAGCCCGAAGCUUACGACGAGUCGAAAGGCAAACGGAUCCAGGAGCUCGAGUCCCUGGUUGAUAAGUACAAGGCCGAAGUGAACAGUCUUGAAUCCGAGCUUCGAUCGGCCGAAUCAUCCGGCAGCAGUCAAGGGGCGGCGGCAGGCGUGAAGAGGCCAUUUCCCACCGAUGACACCGCCGGGUCCCACCAGCACCACGAACAACUGGGCCAGCUUGCGCGUAAGAACCGCAAACUUCAGGACGACUUCACAUCGCUCGAAACAAAGCACAAAGUCCUCCAGAAGGAGCUCUCUGUCGCGCAGGAGCAGCUUGCGGCUGCCAAGCAGUCCAGCAAUGUGCGCAUCCUGCAGAUGCGCUCCAACCCGACCGACGACUACCAAGCCGCCAAGCAGGCCACCAUCAACGAGCUGCGCAACGAGAACGCGGAGCUCCGUCUCCUCGUGCACGACGGCGAUGCGAGCAAGUUCCCCGUGGUGCCGGUGUCGACGCUCAUCGCCCUGCAGCGGGACCUGCAGGCCGCGCGGGACGAGACGGCAUCGGCACGGAAAAAGUGCCAGCGCCUCAAGGAGGUCUGGACGGACAAGUCGGCCGAGUUCAAGGAGGCCGUCUUCCAGCUGCUCGGGUGGCACGUCACCUUCAUCCCCAGCAACAAGAUGCGCCUCGAGAGCGUCUACUACCCGAGCGAGACGGACGAGCACGAGCGCUCCAUCGUCUUUGACGGCGAGCGCGGGUCCAUGAAGGUCGGCGGCGGGCCCCGGAGCGCCUUUGCCCUCAAGAUCUCCGACACGCGCAAGUACUGGGUCACGGAGAAAAACUGCAUACCGGGCUUCCUGGCCGCCUUGACGCUGGAGCUGUACGAUGAGGCCGUCAGGGAAGGGGUUGAGAAGUAGGCAUCUGGUUCCGGUGGUGCGGGCAUAGCUAUCCUGUUGCUUUUGGAGCAUAUUGUAGUAUACAUUGGUACUUCUCUUGCAUCGCGGUCCCGGUGGUUUUUCUGGCCGGUUAUUAAUCAAACGUCUUGUGAGAAACAAUAACAAGCAGAGCAUUUGCACUUGA
Molecule: messenger RNA, 2612 nt
Organism: Diaporthe batatas
Lineage: Eukaryota; Fungi; Ascomycota; Sordariomycetes; Diaporthales; Diaporthaceae
Exons: 2
Coding region: 83-2449 (788 amino acids)
Biological process (GO): attachment of mitotic spindle microtubules to kinetochore; mitotic spindle assembly checkpoint signaling
Cellular component (GO): nuclear envelope; mitotic spindle; kinetochore
Source: RefSeq, a predicted model, not a curated record